Entelurus aequoreus (snake pipefish) is the source of this 3538-nucleotide messenger RNA. RefSeq names its product F-box DNA helicase 1 (gene fbh1). The record is from RefSeq and is a predicted model, not a curated record. The transcript is spliced from 20 exons. Gene Ontology annotation, cellular component: nucleus. Bases 261 to 3248 code for a protein of 995 amino acids. Gene Ontology annotation, biological process: replication fork processing; double-strand break repair via homologous recombination. Gene Ontology annotation, molecular function: protein binding; DNA binding; 3'-5' DNA helicase activity. NCBI's taxonomy places the organism in Eukaryota, Metazoa, Chordata, Actinopteri, Syngnathiformes, Syngnathidae.
GUCGAAUCACAUCGUCACUUCCUCCAAUGUGAAUGAGGAAGUGGAAUCAUAACGUCACUUCCUCCAAACAACUCUUGGACUAUUUUCUUGAGAAAUGGUUGAUUUUGCGUAUCUAAUUGGGUUGUUCGAGUGUAACAUGCUUCCACUCUGCCAGGCGAAGCGCUAAAAGAGUCGUCUUGCGGGUCACUUUGUGGCAGCAAACUUUGACUUCGUACUGGUUUGGAAUCGCCAAGUGUAAAUAUUGUGACUAGUAAACAAAGAUGAUGGAAGUGGCACUGAAAGGCAGAGCCAAGAGGCGACAUUUGAAUGCAGAAGAGCUGGCAAGAAGUGCAGAAGGAGUCCAAGUCCUCAUCCAUCCUCUACACACAACAACAACCUGCAACCUGCAGCCAGGGACAACUGCCAAGAGAAGGAAAUGUGCAGGAGGGGUGUCUAGCUACGGGCAGCAAUCAGCAGAGGACAGCACUGAGGAGGAGGACUGGAGCCCAGCUGCCGAGGAGAGGCAGUCUGACCCAGAGGAGAUGGACUAUUUGGAGGGAAUCACGGCGGAGAUGUUCGAUGACGAGUUUGACGGUUCUGAUGGCACGGUGCCGGAGGUGGAGCCUCUGCCCGACGCCACCUACGGGCUCCUGGGCAGCAGUAAGGAACUGCAGCAGCCGCGGGGUCACAUCCACGACCUCCCUGAGGAGGUGCUGAGCCAGGUCCUCAGCCUCCUCCCUGCCCAGGACCUCUACAGGAGCGCCGUGCUGGUCUGCCAGCGCUGGCGCAACAUGGUGGAGGACGGCAAGUUCAUGCCCUACAAGAAGAGGUACUACCGCUACAUGAUGGAGGAGGAGGACACGGUCUACCACGUCACCGUCUCUCUCAAAAACUGCGGCAUACUUCUUCCAGCGGUGUCACCGCUCGGCAUCCGAAACCUUGUCAUUUCAAUGGCACACCAUAGGUUUGGUGAGAGAGUGCAUCCAGAAGACGUCCUGGGGUGUGUGAAGAAACAUCGCCUUUUCCCGCACGCCGAGGCCUCCAUUAGGUUACGCAUCCGUAAUGUUCCCAAGUGCAAACACCUUGAGACUGAGGCUCCCAACCCCUUUGCAGCCAUGGCGGUGAUCCUGCUCCUGGCUGAGAGCGUGGCUGACGUGCAGACUUUGGUGUCUUUGCUGAGUGGCGUGGUGUCACACCUGGCCAUCACAGAGUACCUCAGCCACAUGGCCAUGGUGUUGCUGGCAGCCAAGAGGAACCGAGUGAAGAUCAGUGACAGAUUGCAUUACAACAUCUACUAUGUGCUCCAUCUGAUGGAGAAUGGACCAUUUUAUAUCAGCGCCUCACCUGGCAGGGCCGCUGACAUGACCAUGACGUCCGAGCAGCUACAGAUCCUCAGCCACCACAUCCAGAAGGAGCACACGGUGAAGAUUGUGGCCUUUGCAGGUACGGGGAAGACCACCACCCUGGUGAAAUACGCCGAACAGCGGCCACACCUCCGCUUCCUGUACGCGGCCUUCAACAAGUCGGUGGCCAGGGAGGCCUCGCAGCGCUUCCCCAGGAAUGUGGACUGCAAGACCGUCCACUCUCUGGCCUACGGAGAGACCGGCAGGAUGUACCAAAAGAAGCUGGCCUUUAACCUCAACGCCUUCUCCAUCAACGGGGUCCUGCCCAAGGGCCGGGGGGGAUUCACCAGGUCCAAACUGAUCGCCAACACUCUCAACAACUUCAUGGCUUCAACGGACGAGACCAUCACGGUGGCUCACGUGCCGGCCAAUCAUGUCAGUCUUCGACGCCUGGUCAAGAUUGUAAGCCAGGAGGAAAAACUGUUGUACGUCCAAGAGGCGCAGAGGAUUUGGAGCAAAAUGAAGGACGUCAAGGAGACGGACAACAGAGCCUAUCACAUGGUACACGAUGGUUACCUUAAGCUAUGGCAGCUGAAAGGCUCAACAACCUGCCUCUCUGACCAAUACGACGUCCUUCUCAUCGAUGAAGCCCAGGACUGCACUCCAACAAUCAUGGACGUGCUGUUGAAACAAAAAUGUGCCAAAAUGGUGGUGGGAGAUCCUCACCAGCAGAUUUACACCUUCAGAGGAGCGGUCGAUGCGCUGACAACUCAGCACACACACAUCUACUAUCUAACACAGAGUUUCCGCUUUGGGGCAGAGAUCGCCUACGUGGGUGCCACCAUCCUCAAGGUGUGCAAGAAAGUCCACAAGAUUCUGGUGGGAGGACGACAGGAAGGGGGUGUGUUUGACGACAAGGCCGCCCAGGCUGCUCAAGAUGUAGCAAGUGGCAAGACUCCUGGCAAGGGGACAAGCGCCAUCUUGUCCAGAUGCAAUCUAACCAUGUUCAGUGAAGCCGUGCGCUUGACCGAGGUCAACACGGAGUGCAGCAUCCACUUUGUAGGCGGUGUGGACAACAUGGGCUUGAGUAAGAUCAAAGACAUUUGGUACCUGAUGGAAGGCAAAGACAAUCGUAAAUGUGAGUCACCACUUCCUGUGGGUGAGGAAUACAUCCGCUCAUUCUUUUCUUUUCCUCUCACAACAGUGAUCAAGGACCACCUGGUUUGGUGCUUUUCCAGGAUCAAAAAAGAAGACCCCUUCGAGGCCCUGAAGACCUACGCCGAGCACACGAACGACCGCGACCUGGAGUCCAAGCUGAGCAUUGUGGAGAAAUACCGAUGUCGCAUCCCUGACUUGGUGAAGCGCCUCAACAAGCACUCCGAACCGAACGCCAAGAAUGCAGACUUCAUCCUGUCCACGGUCCACAAGGCCAAAGGUCUGGAGUUUGACACGGUGAUGGUCACGGACGACUUUGUGGAUGUGCCGUGCUCCAGUCACUACCGCAAGCACUUCAACUUUUCCUUCGAUCAGAUUCCCAGUGACGAGUGGAACCUGCUCUACGUGGCCGUGACUCGGGCCAAACGCACACUCAUCAUCACUAAGAACAUCCGCCGCAUCAUCACCUACGCUGGCGAAUACUUCUUAAAGUCGCAGAUGCCCGGCCCCCCCCCGCUGCAGGGGGACCAGACGCCGCCAUGCAUGGACCCCACCUGUCUCAACUGCCUCACGCCUGGCGCCGCCUUCACCAUGCACAAGAGGACCAUGACAUUUACGGGCAGUGUGGAGUCCACGGGGGGUCCGCUCUGUGAGAGGUGCGUGUGGACCCGCGUGGGCCUGGUGGCCUACCUCAUGACCGACGACGUGACCUCCAUGGCCGUGUUUCCACCGGGGCCUUUCUUCCCCGUCGUCCUUCACAUGCCCUUCUGACUUUGUCCCAGGGAGGACAUUUCAAGUGACAGAACGAUUCACUCAUUCACACCGCAGAGACCACACGUGUGAGUAACACUUUACGUCUGAUAAUAAUCCCACAAGUUGUUUGUGGUGAAUUCAACUUUUUAUACGUUUUCUAUUGAGGACCGACCACGCAAAAUCACCUUUUAAGCGCAACAUUUUUGGACAGACUUCAACCAUUUGUAAUGAAAUGAACUCUUUAGAUCAACAUAUGCUGUACAUAUUUAUGAUGAUCAGGUUGUUAUCUAAUGGACUUUGUUGUUUCC